This is a messenger RNA of Entrophospora sp. SA101, 349 nucleotides long. Lineage: Eukaryota; Fungi; Glomeromycota; Glomeromycetes; Entrophosporales; Entrophosporaceae. The record is from the annotation of a GenBank genome assembly.
AUGAAACUUUGUUUUACAGCGUCAACGAAUGAAUAUAUUAUUCAAUUUGUUGAUCGUAUUCAAGGAAUUGAUUACAAUAUCCCAGUCAGAAUUAUAGAUUCUAGAACUUUUAGCAGACCAGUCAUUGAUGAGUCGAACAUUGGUAUAGAAGUAAACUAUUAUGAUUUGAAAUUAAUAAGUAGUGAUGGAAUGGAAAUUAGGAAUUUAUCUAAAUAUUCUAAGUUAUCAAUACAUGAAAAUAAUGAAUUGGCAAUUAAAUCAUCAAAUGAGUAUAUUGAAAAUAAAUUAAUAAUUGAUUGUAAUAUUAUAAGCCUUAACAAUGAUAACGACAACAGCAAUGUUAAUACUA